UUUUAGGGUUUAUAUAACCCGGGCAAGUUCCAUCCUUUUUCUCCUUUCUCGUCGCCGGAGCUCUUUCAUCUCUUCUCAAUCCACCGGAGUCGGAGCCGGAGCCGGAGCUAAGUUGAACUGAUGGCUUCUGCCCUCCGCCAUCUGGCCGGGAACCACUCAUCUGUUUGCAUAACCAAUCCAUUCCUUUUUGCCAUCCAAGGUCUCAGGUAUCGAAAGCUUGAGGUCAUUCUCACCACGAACAUUGAGAAGUUGGGCAAGGCUGGGGAGACUGUGAAGGUGGCUCCUGGGCAUUUCCGCAACCACUUGAUGCCCAAGUUGCUUGCUGUACCAAACAUCAACAAGUAUGCAUUCCUCAUUAGAGAGCAGCGCAAGCUUUAUCAAUGUGAAGAAGUGGAAACAUUAGCCGAAGUUCCAAAAACAGAGGAUACUGAUGCUACUGCCAUGAAAAUGGAAGAUAAGAUGAAAGAGUAUCAAGCGGCUGCAAACCAACUUGAUAAAGCUCGCUUGGGUUUGAGGCGGCUCAUAAAGGUUGACAAUGAAUUAAGAUCACCUGUCACAAAGGAAGAACUUGUAGCUGAGGUAGCAAGGCAGCUUUGUAUUAGUAUCCAUCCGGAUAAUCUGCACCUACCUUCACCUUUAACUUCAUUAGGAGAGUAUGAGAUCCCGCUUCGCCUGCCAAGGAGCAUCCCCCGGCCCGAGGGAAAGCUUCAAUGGACGCUGAACGUUAAGAUCCGAAGAAAGUGAAUUGACAUGAAUGAUUCAUUCUCCUAUGACAACCACCACCGGAACAUAUUGUGGCUCACUGGAUGUUUUAACUUCUUGUCGAUGUUUCAUGUUGUAGGUUUAUGUUCCAAGCCACCUCAGAGUUGUCAUCAUUCCUUUUCCGCCUUCAUAAUUUUUGUUUUCCUCAUGCGGGAUAAUCUGCUCUUCACUUAUGAUGUGAGAUUCAGUUUUCUCUCCUUUUUUAUCUCUUUUUUUUUCACUGUUUGUAAAACUGUAACUGUGUUUUCACCUACCGUGAAGUCCUCAUGGUUGAAAGUUUAACUGGAAUCCAAUCCACAGAACAGGCUUUCUGUUUUAGGUAGCACCAAACCUCACU
Molecule: messenger RNA, 1099 nt
Organism: Dioscorea cayenensis subsp. rotundata (Guinea yam)
Lineage: Eukaryota; Viridiplantae; Streptophyta; Magnoliopsida; Dioscoreales; Dioscoreaceae
Product: 50S ribosomal protein L9
Exons: 7
Coding region: 121-744 (207 amino acids)
Biological process (GO): translation
Cellular component (GO): mitochondrion; ribosome
Molecular function (GO): structural constituent of ribosome
Source: RefSeq, a predicted model, not a curated record